Messenger RNA from Paramuricea clavata, 7226 nucleotides. NCBI's taxonomy places the organism in Eukaryota, Metazoa, Cnidaria, Anthozoa, Malacalcyonacea, Plexauridae. The record is from the annotation of a GenBank genome assembly.
AUGGAUGGUAACGUAUAUAAUUUUUCAUAACAUAAAGUUUGAUGUUUACAUUUUGACAAAAAUUUUUUUGUUUAUUAUUAUGUGUGCAUGCACAAGGACGCCGGAACUGGGAGGGGGGGGGGCAAAGGUGCCCUUUCAAUUUAAAAGAUUACCUUGGCAUAAGGCCAUGGGAAUGAAAGUCAUAGAUUUGCGUCCACCGCCCGCAUGCCUCAAAAGCUACCGCCUAAAAUUUUCAUUAUUUACAAAAAAAAUCAUUAUUUUGACAAAUAAAGCAAAACUCAAUAAAAUUAGCAAUAAAAUUGUGUAUUGAUUACAAUAAAAUGAACAUAUUGCAGUGUGUUUGUCCUCCGUAUCCACAUUCUAUGAAAUUCCAAAUUAUAUUCACCGAAAUGGCGAAAUUGGCACACAGAUCUUCAGUACUGCAACUGCGUGAGCUCGAGAUAUAUGUAAUUCUGUGGCGUAAACGGUAAUUCGUGUUUUGAUCUCUGUAUUUACCACCCAAAAGGAUGGUAAAAAAAUAAUGAAUAAAUUAAAUAAUGAAAAAAACCCGCAUGUUUUUUCAAAAUUAUCCGGACGCAAAUCUAUGACUUUCAUUCCCAUGGCCUAACAGCGAAUUGUCAGAAAUGUUAGUGUGAUUCUUUUACGAAUUUGCUUCAGAAAACGCAAGAAAUGCAGUCAUCGAGCUUGAAGAAUAGCACAAUCGCCUGGCGGCGAUCCAGUGAUGUUUUCCAGGGGGAACGCCGUCCCCCACCUUUUUUACCAGGGGAACGCUGUCCCCCUGCCAAAAUCAAACUGGGAGAAUGCCGUUCCCCCUGGCAGGGAUUAAAUACUACCAUUUUCGAGCUUCCGUGAAGCGUGCAUUUAUAACUAUGUUUCAAAACGUUUCUUCAGCAUGAGUUUGUCAAUCAUAACUUUUUGUUUUGCAAUAGUAACUUUUGUGGACGUGGUGUCAAGCACAUUGUUUUGCACACGAAAAUUUCUUCUUAUUUUUCACAUGGACUGACUUUAUACUGACAAAAUUGCUAUAGAAAGCGAAAUAACAGAUUUAUAGCACCUUCUGGAUAUGUUUACGUAACAAACCUCUCUAAUACAAGUGCCCUUUUGAGUUUUGAUGCCGAAAUUCAAAGUUUCGCGUGCAAAACAAUAUGUUUUAUACCACGCCCACAGAAGUUAUUAUGUCAAAACAAAAUGUUUUAGGAGCGAAAUAAAAAGUUUUGAAUGGCAAACUCAUGCUGAAGAAACAUUUUAAAACCUAGUUAUAAAUGCACGCUUCACGGAAGCUCGAAAAUGGUAGUAUGAGUGAAGUUCAGUGAACACCGUUUGACACCAUCCAAAUAAUUUUGACAUCACUUGUUCUACAUACGUGUUAUUCUUGGCAAUUUAUAAUUGCUCAUCCUCCUACAUACUAUUAGACAUAUUUCACAACGUACAUGUGUCACUAUUUUAAUCUCCCUGAAACUUGAUAUACUUGCAUAACCCCGGUGAAAAUUUGAUGAAUUAUUCAUGAAAAAUUCAUGAAUUUUGUUCAUGAACUUCCAUCAAAAGUACAUGAACUCUUCAUGAAUGUGCAUGAACGUUAAAUGGCACAGUUCAUGAAAGUAACAGUUCAUGAAUAAUAAGUUCAUGAACUUUUUUGUUCAUGAACAGUUCAUGAACUAAUGUUCAUGCAUUUUUGAAGAGCAAAUCAUGAGCUAUAUUCAUGAACUGUUCAUGAAUUUUCUCAUGAACAUUAAAUGGCACAGUUCAUGAAAAUUGCUGUUCAUGAAUACUUCAUGAUCUUGUAAUCAUGAACAUUUCAUGAAUCAUUCACGAAUAAUUCAUGAAUAAUUCAUGGUUAGUUUUUCAUGAAUUCCUCAUGAAUUUUCAUGAAGUGAUUCAUGAACACUUCAUGGACAUGGCGCAGUUAAUGAUCAAUAUGAUGGAAAUGUUCAUGAACUGAUUUAGAUUUCUAAACUAUUGGAAACCAUAUUAUAACAUAGUUCAUAUCAUAAUCUUUACUCUAUGAGAAUGGGUCUGUCAAUGAAAUCGUAUAAUUAUAAUAUACGAACCAUGCAUUGCGCUUAUGAAUUGUUUGUGAAAAAGCUGAUGAAAUUAUUCACCAACAUUUUAUAAAUUUUAACUAGUCUUAAUAAUAAUCCAGCUACACUUCAAGUUUUACCUAUAUUGAUACAGUUAAACUAUUACAACUACAAGGUUGUCUUUACUAUAUGUGUUCAUAUAUAUAUACGCAGUUCAGUAAAUAACUUCAGUCUUCAUGCACGCAGUUCUUACUAAAACUUACUGUACCGAAACAGCUGAAAUAACAAAUUAAGUCUUCCGCCAGUCAUGCCGCAUUUUACCACAGGGUAGACUCGCAAACAAGGCAACAAAUGGAUAUAUAUAUAUAUAUAGAAUAUAGUAAGAGAAUAGAAUAUUAAGUACUGUAGGAGUUUAUUUAGGCAUUUCUUGGUCGAAUGCGUGCUCGUAAUAAUCUAUAUAGUGUAAAUUAUGAACGCUAAGAAAUGAAAUACGUUUCACUAUUACGAGUCUUCUUAAUUCAAUAAUUCCUCAUUCGAAUAAGUUGAUGGCAAAAUCAUGUAUCGACUAUAUAUAUAUAAAUUUAAUCGAUUUCAAAACUCGAUUUCUUCAGUAUAUAUUAGAGUCCAUCACAGUAUUAUCACUUUGACUCUUUCUCCUUACAAUAGUGUGCCAUGCGCCGGUUGCGCUGUCAUACCAUAGAAAAUUUAGUUAGCCUAGCUACUGUAAGAUCAAUACUGGGCAAUUAAAGGUUGAGGAGACACCUAUAGUUCCGAGUAUACGUACACUAUGUUUGUUAAACAUUUGAUAUAACACAUUUAUUGAAACGUUUUGGGCAUAUUAAUUUAUGGCCGUAUUAAAAACGGUGAUCCGAUAUACUAUUAAAACUUACUUGAUUGCGCUUAGUUUGCGCUAUACUAAUUGCUGGAAUUUCGCUGACGUAGCUACAGUAUACCCCUCCUGGUAGUUUCACCAACGUUGUAUUCUUGAAAUGCAUAUCCAAGCCAACAAACGCCAGUAAACCCAGCAAGAACAACGAAGAACAUAAUAAAACUGAAGUGCUGUGUUAUAAAAUCAUGCACGCAAAUUUGUCUUCCCAUGCACACUAAAUGUGAGCUGUAUUUGUAUAUAGCUCGAGGCUUGGCCGUCAGCCUGUCUACAUGGCCAAGAUGCGCAAACCUGAUUAUAGAUAUCAGAUAAAAUUGGCAGAAAAGACAUUUAGAGUUUGAUUCGUGUAGAAAUGAAUACUAUAACUCACUCAAUUUGAAAUGAUAAAUUUAAUACAGACUACAGUAGUGAAUAAUUCUUUACCGACUCGUAAUAUACGAUCGUAAAGUUAAUAUCAUUAAAUAUACAUCGACAUUCAUUGAAUUAAUACAUUUUAUGAAUUAUUUAUGAUGUACUAUAAUCCACUAAAACUGUUCAUGAAAAGUUCAUGGUAUAAAGUUCACCAAACAAAAUCAUGAACAUUCAUGAAUCAGUACAAAUUCAUCAAAAUUUCAUGUUAUGUUCACCAAGUGAAUUCUAUGAAUUUUUCAUGAAUAAUCAGUUCAUGAAAUAUUCAAAUGAACAUUCGUGAACAUUCAUGAACUAUUCUGUUCAAAACAAAAAGUUCAUGAACUGAUUGGCCAUUCAUCAACUGUUCAUGAACAGUUCAUGAAGAGCAUUCAAGAACACUUCAUGAACACUUGUUCAUGAACCGUAGGUAAAAUAUUUGAUGAACGGAGCAUGAACUGUUCAUGAAUUUACAUGAACGUUCAUGAAUGCACCAUCAAAGUUCAUGACUUCAUGAACAAAUUUUCGCCGGGGAAAAUUCUAGCAGACUAGCAUAAAAAUACGAGAGUCUGAUAAUUGAUGUUUGCUUAUAUAUUACAGUAAGUACUUACCAGUCAUAAGGGAGGAUAACGUCUCUCGCGCAAUCGCGAAAUUAAACAUUCAAAUGAACAUUAAAAUGAUCAAUGGGGACAUAAAAUGAUUCAAUAUAUAAGAACAUUAACAUGAUUGAAUGGGAUAAAUUCAAGGAAAUCUAUUAUCUAUUAGCUAAUGUUUAGUUACUUGCGAAAAUGUUAUAUUCAACUUGCAAAGUUGCCUGUUUGCCGAGUUACUCACAUAGCGGUAAUUGCAUCAUCGAAAAUCGAAAGUCGACAAAAAGGGAAAAGCCCUGGGAAUGAGGUUUGACACUCUACCACAAGCUAGGUGUUUUUAGGUACAUGUUGUACUAAAUCCACCUCAAUGAUUAAGCUAUUGCUCUGCCAACUGAGCUACACGGUCAGGUCAGUUCGAGUAACUAUGUGAUAUUUCGGAACUGAGUCUAGUUCGAUCCUUCGAUAUCGAUGUAAUUUAGUAAUCAUGAUUUUUUUCUGUGUUAAUUGGUGCAAUGUACUCAGUUGGCAGAGCAUUGGGCUAGUAUUCCAAAGGUCGUAGGUUCGAUUCCCACCGUGGCCAGGCAUAUUUUUCAAGCUUGCCCGGUGUGGAUACACACUCAGAGUAACAUCACAAGCAAAAUAAAAUCGUUUGGCGUUAGACAGUGUAAAAUAAUAAAGUACCAAUGAAGGUUUAAAUGGUUUAAUAUAUGGGAAUUUCUCAUUGUCCCUGCUAAGCAGGAUCCCAUUGUCCUGUCCAGCCUAACCAGGAUCACAUAUUAAACAAGUUCUUUAUAGUCCUCAUAAUUCUUCCCAUGAGCUAAUAGAACUCAUUGUUCUUGACAAGCUGAGGUAAUUCCCAUGUAAGUGGAGGUCAUUGUUCACCAUGGAACACCCUGACUGACAUAGCAACUGGAUAACCAAGAAUAGUCCUGGUGGAAGACACAUGCAUUUACAGCUCGAACUUCGAAGGGGCACACCAAGGCCACUUUUGCAUGUCGUUUUAAUUUUGUUUGAAUUAAGCCGAACCAAUCACCAGUGGGUUAUUUUGGCUUGUGUCUUCAAGUUUAUGUAUUGAAUCAGAGGCAAUGUAAGUCAAAAUAACCUGUGUCCACCGCUGGUUAAUUCGGCAAUGUGCUAUCAGCUCAUAUACGACUCGAGCUCAUGGUAUAAUUGUUAAGUAUACGCGGUUAGCAAGAGUUCCGCGUAUUUACAUGGUACGUGACUGAAAACAAAGAAGUAUCAAACCGUAAUAUUGGUGUACUUCCGGUACUUAUAAGUACGCGAAUUAUCGCACCCUGGAAACUUCAAACAUUACGUAAGACUGAAUAAAAUACAAAAGAAGUCAAUGAAUGAGAUAUCGAGGCUAUGCUUGUAUAACACUGCCUAGUAUACAGUACAUAUGCCACAGUAAUUCGUCUACAAUCGUUUGUUGACUAUUCAAAUUAUAUUUACUUAGAUGAGAAGUCGAAGUGCAAGAAAUAUAAGGAAAUCACUGUGAAGCUGAUAACGGAUCAUAAUAUUCCAAAUAAAUCUACAUUGUCUGGAGAUCAUAUGUAAGAAAUAGUCUGAUUAUAGCUUAAUCCUAUAAUUUAGAAGUACAAUUUUGCCAAAAGAGCCGGGAUACGAGGUUGCAAUUUUAUACCAAAUUUCACAACAUCUUCUUUACACAUGUUUCGCUCGGUACUCUGGUUUAAAUAAAUUAUUACAAAGUCCAAAAAGCUGUUUCGACUUUAGACAAGGGAAAAUCAGUUUUAGCAGAAUAUGUAUGUGACACCAAACACGCGAUUGCGUGGGAAAACUCUAAAGUAAUUACCACAAACAAUCGCUAUGGUCAAAGACUAUGCCUAGAAGGGUGGCAUAUAAAUAUGAGCAAUCAUGCUUUGAAUAGGGAUGACGGUGCCUAUUUGCCAGAGGAAUACAUGCAUCUCAUUGGCAGGUGACGUCAUCCCUCUGGUAUUUAAGAAGCCACGAUUGCAAUUUUAGAUCGCCCUGAUGAAGACACUAGACUGGAGUGUCAAAACGUUGCCUCUUGAUUACAAUUUGACUGGGCUUUGUAGUCAUUUAUUUAAACCAGAGUAGCGAGCGAAACAUAUGAUUGAUAUACCUGGUUGCGGUGAACGAACAAACUUUAAAUCUUGUUUACACUUAGGAAUAGUUCUCCAGAAAUCUUGUCUGGAUCAAUAAAAGCUUUAUUUUCUUAAACAAUCCGACCUGAGGAAAUGUGCAAACCAAUACAGCGGGUUAAAUUUUAACUCAUGGUUAGCGCUGAUCGUGCUUUGAACAAUUGGACCUUGGGAUGUUUUUCUUUGCAUUUUGAUUAUCUUACACAUUAAACAGUUGUAAACACCAGUCGAAGUAGGCAUAAUUCUAUCUGAAUGAAUGAUAAUUACUGUACUUUGUACUAGUCAAUGUAUUAUGGGUCCUUAAAUGAUGUCUGGUCUGGCAUUGUGGUACUUUAUUGUCACAAUUCAGUAUCGUACUCUUACGGUGGUCGGUAUCAUCUGUUUGACAAAAAAGUAUUGGUUUACUUUUACAAAAAUUAAAGAUGAUGCUUGUAUUAGCUAAUCUAUAAAACGACGGUAAUAUAUGGGCAAUUCCAGCUUUAGUUUAUGCGUGCAGGGGACGACGGGAAGUAAGGUAUCACAUUGGUGAUUAUGCUGAAAAAAUAAAAAUGGUGGCCGUGUAAACACGGAGUGAUAGCUUAUACUUGUAAAUAUUGGAAUGUUUCGGUAGUUUUUAUUGAAAUUUUUCAGCAUAAUCAGCAAUAUGAUACCUUACUUCCCAUCAUCCCCUGCAGGCAUAAACUAAAAGCUGGAAUUGCCUAUUAAAUUUAACAAAAAGGCAAUAGUAACUGGGGUUUUUUCUCCUAAAAUGUUAUUUUUACAUUUGCCACUCCAUUUCGUCCAUUGAUUUACUUUAGUCGGUUAAUUGAUGUGGGCAAUCAUUUUUAACUUAUUACCCCACCGCCGGGAUACAUUGCUUUUAUCUCAAGCCAUGUGACCGCGACUCAGCCAACCACAUUUAUUUUUAGGGUUAAGCACGAGCAUUAUUUAUAACAAUGCAGUUUAAAUUAUCGCAUUGUUGCCCCAAUAGCUGCAUUUUCAUGUUCGCCAGUUGUAGUAUCGACUCUAUGGUAGCCUAACAUGAAAAGCAGGCCAUUAGGGCAAGAGUGCGACAGGCUAGCUAGCGAUUUAUUUUUUAAUACUUUGAUUGAUUCUUAAUUUUGUGUUUUACAGUGCAGAUGCUUUAGGAAAACUCACUCAUAUUCGACUUGAUCGGCUUGAAAUUACAAAAAUUGAUAAUCUGGAGUGUUUGGGACCCGUGACAAACUUGUAUUUGCAACAG